This is a messenger RNA of Penicillium salamii, 888 nucleotides long. The record is from the annotation of a GenBank genome assembly. Lineage: Eukaryota; Fungi; Ascomycota; Eurotiomycetes; Eurotiales; Aspergillaceae.
AUGACCAACGGUGUCAACCCUCAUGCCACCCCGUUGCAAGCGCCGCUUCAGGCUCUCCAAAAUCGCGCUGCGAUGGCCACUCCCGUGCCGCCGACCGGCCCCCCCUCAGCACCACCCAGUGCCGCUCCAUCCCGCCCAACCCCGAAACCAAAAUCUAAGAACUCGACUUCGAGUCUGCCUGCGCCUCCCCUCGACGACGUACAUGCUGCAUUCGUUGAAUUCCGCGCCAAAGAAGAAGAUAAGUGCCUGUCUGUGCAAUGUAUUUACUGCCAACAAGUGCGCGCAAAGAACACAAGUCGCCAGCGCCAGCAUCUGCUCGAAUGUCCCACCUACCUGAGUGUCAUGAAAGACUCAAUCCCAGCCAACAACCUGCUGCACACGUUCCCCGAAGGAGAUGUGGCGCGGUCGCUACAGAUUCCUGCGCCGACGCUGGAAUUGGACUUCCGCAUGAGUAUCAAGAUGAACCCCAAGGUUUCCGUCGGCCCUGGGAUCUGGGGUCAGCGCGAAUGGGUUUCUUUCCUCGGAGGCCAGUGGGCUGGUCGGUGGGGUAAGGGAAUUGUUCUGCCUGGUGGUCAAGAUACCCAGCUUGUGACCAAGGACUCAACUACCAACCUUCGUGCCAACUAUAUCCUCCAAACCGUUGACGAGCCACCUGCAUUUAUCAUUGUCCGCACGGAAGGCUGGUUGACCGGCGCCAAGGAUGUCCUCGAAAAGGUCAUCGACUCCAACAUGGCAGAUGGCGUCAACCCAGGCAGCUACAAGUACCGAGUGAACUUGUCCAUGGAAACCGGCGAUGAACGGUACACUUUCUUGAACACACUCAUGUGGAUUGGCAGCGGAUGCCGCCGAGGCCAUGAAGUGAUCUUCGACUCAUUCCGUGUCAACUAG